Epinephelus lanceolatus (giant grouper) is the source of this 2460-nucleotide messenger RNA. RefSeq names its product chromosome 6 C8orf82 homolog (gene c6h8orf82). The record is from RefSeq and is a predicted model, not a curated record. NCBI's taxonomy places the organism in Eukaryota, Metazoa, Chordata, Actinopteri, Perciformes, Serranidae.
UACAGCUUAGUAAACAAUAACAUGAGGUCAAAGCUAGUGUAGUGUAACUUCUGCUGACACACUGGUCGUCCUCUCUGUGUCUGGGCUUAUUCAGGGACAUAUUUACCGUCUGUGCUCCUGUCCGGCCAUGCUGUUCCUCCGGACAGCGGCUCUCAGCUGCAGAGGUCUGACCGCUCUGCGCUGCCUGCCCACCGUCUACACCACCUCCAGAAGCACCGCUACAUACAUCCAGGGCCAGAGCCCGGAGCCACGUAUCCGAGAAUACUUCUACUAUAUUGACCACCAAGGACAGCUUUUCCUCGAUGACACUAAAGUGAAGAACUUUGUCACCUGCUUCAAAGAUAAACCGUUCCUGGUCUUUUUCUUCAGUCGGCUGCGCACAAAUCAGAGCGGUCGUUAUGAGAAGGACUUCCCCUACAUAUCCUUAUGUGGCAGGGAGAGGAACUUCCUGCGCUGCGAUGACCGUCCUGUGGUCUUCACCCAUUUGCUGCAGAGUCCUGAAGGGUCACCAGAAAUCAAGGGAAAUCAGGAGCUGCUAUCGUACUGCGGCGGGGCGGAGAAGCUGUCCGCCCCGUUCCGCCCUGAGGCACUGUACAUGCAUCCUGUCACAGGACGAGUUUACCACCCCUGCUCAGAGCGCGGAGGAGGGGUCGGUCUGGUCAGGUCAGCCCUGGCCAUUGAGCUCAGCCCAUUCUUUGUUUAUGCUUCGGAGCAUGGCCAAUCAGGACAGCCUACACACUUUCUCUGGGGAGGACAGAAGCACUUGCUGACCAAUGAGCUGGCAGGCUGCUUUCCCACUGAGGAGGAGGGCAGCGGGGAACAGGGAGAACUGGGAUAAUGACCAGAACAGGUUUAAAGGUGUACCUUAGAUUUUGAAAUGCUGCCCACAUACGCCAUCCGUGUCCCAUACUGGCAGUGUGAAAUGAGACUGCACUCUCACUAUUGUGAUUGUUACUGUUUGAGGCAAGAGCCGAUGUGUCCUCCUAACCUCAUUUACAUGAUGUGUGAGAAGCGAUAUUCACUGAUGAUGCAGAGUGUUUUUGGCUCAAGACCCCACAAACAAAGCAUUGUCUCCCUUCAUUAGAGGUUGCAGUUUAAACUUAUUUUCCCUUUAGUUUCUUUGGAUUAAUUUGAAUGAUAUUCAUGGUCCUGAACAGGUUUAAUUAUCCAGUAUGUCACACAGAAAGAUAAGAGAAAAGUCUCUUAAGAUUAACAUACUGUAGCGGGGUGUAAUAGAAUUUUAUCUUUUUUAUUUGCUUUCCUGUAAAUCAUCUCAAUGAUGACUGUAUUUAUCAUCCUGCCCCCCAGGUUGGAGAGGCUGAAGCUACAGUGUGCUUGAAGCUCAGACUUGGUGGCACUGUGUCUGCAUGUGUAAACUGCAUGUGUAAAGAGGACAUUCAGUCUCAGGUGAAACCUUAAUCGAAGGUCCAGUGUGUAGGAUUUAGGGGGAUACAUCAGCAGAAAUGGGAUAUAAUGUUCAUAACUAUGUGUUCAUUAGUGUAUAAUCACCUGUAACUAAGAAUUGUUUUCUUCUCGUUACCUUAGAAUGAGCCAUUUAUAUCUACAAACGAAGUGGGUCCUCGUCAUGGUUGUAGAAAGAGAACUGGAUACAGCUUUGGAGGUGUGGCCCCAUUUAUUUUUUAUGAAAGUUGCUCAGUGACGUAUGAAGCUAAAAAAGUUCAACUUCUGUGUGUAAAAUUAGCCUGAUUGUCCAAACUUCUCUUAAACCCUCUGGUAACUUGAAUGGGAAUAAAUUGAUUUGAUUGUGCAGCUUGUCUACACUUUCAAAAUGUCAUCAGACUGCGGGGAUCAAAUCCCAAGAGUUAAACGAGUCAUUUCAUGGGAGUUCUGACAAUAAUCACGUGAUGGACCAGGAAGUUGGAGUUACUUGGUUUGGACACUACGUCACAUUGACUUCAAAGUCGGGCGCACUCUCUGGAGGCCUGGUCCCCAUGUUGUUUCUACAGUAACCCAGAAAGGUAAACAAAACACCAGCUCUAAAUAGGGAUAUUCGCAUUUUGCGUUGGCCACUACAGUCCACCUACACAUGGCUCAUGGGAGAAAUUUCAGUUGGUUGCACUUUGCAACCUCACCACUAGAUGUCACUAACUCGCACACACUAGACCUUUAAUCCAAAGUAAAAAGUAGGUAAUGAAAGCAAAGCUGAUUUGAAAAAGAGAGCAGUUACUUGGCACAUUGACUACAGAUAGUUAUAUGUCAAACAACAACUGAAUAAAGUAUAUUCUGUUGCAGAUGUCUGCAACAGAAAGUACAAAUUUGAAUUGAAUAGUAUUCAGAGUUUUUAUUAUAGCCUAUGGUAGAAAGAAAAUACUAUUAAUUUGUAUGUGAAUAACACCAGGAUCAUUUUCAGUGGCAAAGCAACUUCAUGAGAAGCACUUUAGAAUAAACUACUGAAUGUUCACAGUCAGAUCCUUCUUUAAUAAAGUGAUUUACUCUGAA